AUGGAUAACGCUGAACCCAGUACAUCUGACGGUCGAAAAGGACGAAAUAAGCGUAAAAGAGAUAAUGCAGGUGCGGGCUAUUGUGGGCUGACCCCGGAGGAAGUCCGAAAUCAUUCACAAUAUCUUAUGAGCUCCGAUGAGGAUGAGCCCGAAGAUCCCUUUGCUGACAGUGGAAGCGAGUUUAUUUCCAGCUCGGAAGGUGAAUCUUCAGAGGACGACUACUUGCAAGUGUCUGAAGGUGAAGACAACAAGCAUGAUUCAUCUCAAACGCCGGUCUUGGAACCUGAGACAGCAAUGGACGAGAGAAUGGAUAUUAUUAGAGAACGUACGAGGUUAGAAAUAAAAUGGACGGACAAAGAGUUUAUUCCGCAAGUUUUUGCAUUUGAUAGUACUAAUAGCGGAUUAAGAAAUGUUAGUUUUAAUGAUCAAAGCAGUGAAGUAGAUUUCUUUUUGAGUCUUUUAUCUGAAAAUAUUAUGAACGUCAUUGCCAUCGAAACAAAUAGGUAUGCCAUUCAAAGAGAUGCACCUAAGUGGAAAAGCGUUGCCAUUCCAGAACUUUACGAAUUUUUCGCUGUAACUCUGCUUAUGACACGUGUAAAGAAACUGAAUAUCAAAGAGUACUGGACCCAAGAUAUCUUACUCAGCACUCCCGUUUUUGGACAGACUAUGUCAAGAAACAGAUAUUGCGAGAUACAUCGCUAUCUUCAUUUCGCUAAUAAUGAGGAGGUAAAGCCUCACAAUCUGGGGAAUUUUAUCCUUUCGAACAUUUGGUUAUUGACGAAAGUAUGGUCCUUUUCAAAGAUCGCCUCAGUUUUCGUCAAUACAUCAAAACAAAAAGACAUAGGUUCGGAAUCAAACUGUAAGUCUUGUGUGAUUACUGGCAUCGUCUUGGAUUUUAUAGUGUACGUAGGCAAAGGCACACAAGAAGAUACUCGUGGAUUGGGUGCUACAGGUGAAAUUGUCAGUAAUCUAUUACAACCAUACAUGAACAAGGGUCAUUCUCUUUUUACUGACAACUUUUAUACCAGUCCAACUUUGUCAACAUUUCUAUUUUAAAAUAAAACCAAUUCAUGUGGGACCGUGAAACAAAAUAGGAAAGAAAUGCCAAUUUUAGACAAAAAACUUAAGAGGGGUGAAUGUGAUUGGAGAAGCAGUGAAAACAUGUAGGUGGUUAAAUGGAAAGAUCGGCGAGAUGUCACUAUGCUGACUACACUACAUGAGAAUAAAAUGGUCAGUCUUCCAAGGAAGGAUAGGGUCACAAAUGAAAACCUUCAGAAGCCAUUAUGUGUCUUGGAAUAUAACAAGCAAAUGGGAGCUGUCGACCGAAGUGAUAUGAUGAUCAGCAGCAUUGAUUCAACGCGCAAAAGCAUGAAAUUAUAUAUAUAUAUAUAUAUAUAU
This is a messenger RNA of Acanthoscelides obtectus, 1398 nucleotides long. NCBI's taxonomy places the organism in Eukaryota, Metazoa, Arthropoda, Insecta, Coleoptera, Chrysomelidae. The record is from the annotation of a GenBank genome assembly.